AUGAAAGAUUGCCAACUGAUUUUGCAUGAUGUCCCCGAAAACACAGAGUUAGGUAUUGAUUUGAAAUUUUGGAAGGUUGGCAAACACUUUAAAGGCAUUAAAGAUAUACCUCUAGGAAUACACUUUGUCUACUAUAGUGCUGCAAAUUCAGACUGUAUGUCAGGUCAACGUGUUGGAUUCGUGGCAAAUUUCACUCAACCUGGUUUCAUUGUUAAGAAGUGGCAGAAAGAAAAGGAGGAUUUCAUAGAUAUUAAUUUGACUGAUAACGAAGUAGAACGUAUUAUUUCGAAUUUCGAUGAAAUUUCUAUGUAUCUGGGGCAAUAUCCUUCAGAGUUACAUAGAGAUUGGAUUUCGUUGUCUAAUUUUAUAACAACAUGUACAUUAACUCGUCUUGUUCCCUACUGUGGUCGUCUGUAUUCCUGUCCACACUUCUUAUCUGAACCCUCCAAUACCCAAGAACGCCUGACUCUUAAAAAUUCCUAUACGACUAACUGUCCAAAUAAAAAUUCAGAAGACCUCUUACCGAAUUUAUCUAUUAUUCCUGGUACAGAGGUACGUUUUACUUCAAUUCCAACAAAACCACUUUAUCCACCUCUUUCAUCUCCAUCGGAAAUCACUGCCCAUUGUAUGGAUCAAACAUAUACCCUUUGUACUACUAUAGACGUAAUCUUCUCGAGCGUCACUUCAGAAAAAGCCAAUGGCUUAAGUAAGGAUCUGGAAUCUACUCGCGAACUGCUCGGUGAAUUUCAAUUUGCUUUUCUCAAUUUAUUAUUAAAUCAUUCAAUAGAAGGCUGGGAACAGUGGCGUCGUAUAUUCCAAUUACUUGCUAAUUGUGAGAAAGCGAUUGUUAAUUAUCCUAAUUUGUACAUUGACUUCAUUACAGUUAUUUAUCACCAGUUAAAUAAUGCAAAUAGAUCAGAGGUGUCAAGUAGCAAUUCAGCUGUGGAGUUACUUGAUAUUUUCUUUUCGGAAUCAUCUAGCUCAAGUACACAGUGCAAAUUAACUGAACCAGGCUUUCUACCAACUAUGAUUGGGCGUCUUUUGAAAAAUAUUUAUUCUGUUUGUACUUCUGAUAUAACUAACAAAACAUGUUCCAGUGAAACUAGUAAUAUUCUGAAAGAUCUGUUUAAACGUGCAGACGGCUUUACUCAUAGCAUAAAACAUCGAUUCAAAUGGGAUAUGAUCACUUCAUAUCAGUUAUUACAAAGGUGUACUCCAAAUAUAACCGAAAUUUCUAUUGAAGAAUUUGACUGGGAUGGAGAUGAAGCACCUGUCAUUGUACAGCUGUAA
This is a messenger RNA of Schistosoma spindalis, 1290 nucleotides long. Lineage: Eukaryota; Metazoa; Platyhelminthes; Trematoda; Strigeidida; Schistosomatidae. The record is from the annotation of a GenBank genome assembly.